AUGUCUCACAGAAAGUACGAAGCUCCUCGUCACGGUUCCUUGGGUUUCCUUCCCAAGAAGAGAUCUGCCUCUCACAGAGGUAAGGUUAAGUCUUUCCCUAAGGACAACAAGGCCAAGCCAGUUGCUUUGACCGCUUUCUUGGGUUACAAGGCUGGUAUGACCACCAUUGUCAGAGAUUUGGACAGACCCGGUUCUAAGAUGCACAAGAGAGAAGUUGUUGAAGCUGCUACUGUUGUCGACACUCCACCAUUAGUUGUUGUUGGUGUUGUUGGUUACGUCGAAACCCCAAGAGGUUUGAGAUCUUUGACCACUGUUUGGGCUGAACACUUGUCUGAAGAAGUCAAGAGAAGAUUCUACAAGAACUGGUACAAGUCCAAGAAGAAGGCUUUCACCAAGUACUCCGCUAAGUACGCUAAGGAGGGUGCUGAAGUUGAAAGAGAAUUGGCCAGAAUUAAGAAGUACGCUUCUGUUGUCAGAGUUUUGGUUCACACUCAAAUUAAGAAGACUCCUUUGUCUCAAAAGAAGGCUCACUUGGCUGAAAUUCAAAUCAACGGUGGUUCUAUCUCUGACAAGGUUGACUGGGCUAAGGAACACUUUGAAAAGGAAGUUUCCGUUGACGCUGUCUUUGAAAAAGAUGAAAUGAUUGAUGUCAUUGCUGUUACCAAGGGUCACGGUUUCGAAGGUGUUACCCACAGAUGGGGUACCAAGAAGUUGCCAAGAAAGACCCAUAGAGGUUUGAGAAAGGUUGCUUGUAUUGGUGCUUGGCAUCCAGCUAACGUUGGUUGGACUGUUGCCAGAGCUGGUCAAAACGGUUACCACCACAGAACCUCUAUUAACCACAAGGUUUACAGAGUUGGUUCCGGUGCUGAUGAAUCCAAUGGUGCCACCGAAUUCGACAGAACCAAGAAGACCAUCAACCCAAUGGGUGGUUUCGUCAGAUACGGUAUUGUUAACAACGAUUUCGUUUUGUUGAAGGGUUCUAUUCCAGGUAUCAAGAAGAGAGUUGUCACUUUGAGAAAGUCCUUGUACGUGGACACCUCCAGAAGAGCUGUUGAAAAGGUUAACUUGAAGUGGAUCGAUACUGCUUCCAAGUUCGGUAAGGGUAGAUUCCAAACCGCUGCUGAAAAGCACGCUUUCUUGGGUACCUUGAAGAAGGACUUGGAAAACUAG
Lizanozyma spartinae is the source of this 1170-nucleotide messenger RNA. RefSeq names its product 60S ribosomal protein uL3 (gene RPL3). NCBI's taxonomy places the organism in Eukaryota, Fungi, Ascomycota, Pichiomycetes, Serinales, Debaryomycetaceae. Gene Ontology annotation, molecular function: structural constituent of ribosome; RNA binding. Gene Ontology annotation, biological process: translation; ribosomal large subunit assembly. The transcript has a single exon. The record is from RefSeq and is a predicted model, not a curated record. Bases 1 to 1170 code for a protein of 389 amino acids. Gene Ontology annotation, cellular component: ribosome; cytosolic large ribosomal subunit.